This is a messenger RNA of Cephus cinctus (wheat stem sawfly), 3057 nucleotides long. RefSeq lists its product as uncharacterized. Bases 213 to 2369 code for a protein of 718 amino acids. The transcript is spliced from 8 exons. NCBI's taxonomy places the organism in Eukaryota, Metazoa, Arthropoda, Insecta, Hymenoptera, Cephidae. The record is from RefSeq and is a predicted model, not a curated record.
AGUAAGUCGCAACUGCUCGCAAAAGGGUGACAGAACGUAGAUAUAUUUCUCGAACGAAAAAAUAUGAUAGAAAUAAAGUAGUAAAGCACUAGCUUGCUUACAUGAAAAUGGGAUUCUGAUAUGCGCAUAAUCUACAUUCUUAGUGGAGUGCAUAAUAAGAGUAAUGUCAGAGUCUAUUAAGACUGAGAAGAAUUAAAGUUAAUAUUGCCACAAUGAACUCCAAAGAAGAUAAGAAUGAAUCAGGGCCUGGAGCUAAUGACAACCAUUCCAUUGAGUCAGAUACAAAAACUUGCAAAGUUAAAAAAAUACAGAAUCACUUAACUAGUGAUAAAUUUAAACUGAACAACAAUGUAGAAGAAUCUGAAAUCCAGUGUAAUAGGUCGCAAUCCACCCAACCAAACACUGAACUGUUUUCAACAGCAGGAACAAAACAUAAAUCUAUUUUGAACAGUAACACUAACCGUGAAGAUACAGAUAUGAAAAAUAAUGUAGACCAUGGCUCAGGAAUAGAAAAAUGUCCAUCGAAGGUUUCAUGCAGUUCAGAUUCGAGUCCUGAAGCAGAUCAAAUGUGGUCAAGUUCGUAUUCAUCAAAGUGUGCACUAAAUAAUAUCAGUAGCAGUAUUGGCUCUACCAGUCAAGGAACAUGUUGUUUUCUUCGUCCUAACAUAAACAAUAGCCGUGAAGCGCCAGGACCUAGUGGUUUGCAAAAGGUUCGUUUCCCAGAUAUCCCAGACACAGCAGUGCAACAUCGUGAAAGGCGGGAUUCCAGCUCAGGAAAUGAAGGGGAUAUGUCAGAUGGGGAAGACUACUGUAUUUACACUUACAAAGGAAGUGACGAGUCUUCUUCAAAUUUUGGACCACCAAUAAAUCCUCCAAUUGAAGCUGAAGCUGAAGAGCCAUGUCACAGUGGACGAUCAAGUCCUGAAAUGGACUUUCUAGAAAUGGAUUUUGAUCCUGGUCCCUCCUGCGAGCAAGACACGGGAGAUAGUGACUUGGCAUCCAUCAAUGAAGAUAUUCAAAACAUUGCUCUGGACAAUGCUGAGGCUGAUCUAGUGUUACUAAAUGACUUGAGCAGUGGCAGAGUAAUAGCCAAACAAGCAUGUGCUUCUACAAGUCAGCCUAAACAAACACCAAAAAAUGUUGAGAUGAAUCGUCCUUCUGAUGAAAGUAAAUCCAAUACUAACUCACAAGUAAAUAGUCAGAACAGUACACCCUGGUUACCAAGUACAAGUGGCAAAAUCAAAAAAUGGGAAGCUGCAAGUAUAUCUCGUAAUGUAGGCUGUCCUCUCCGUGAAUCCUAUGGCCACCAUAACACCAAUGGUGAUUUAAUAUCACCUGGUGAUACCCGUGACACUGACAGUGAUCUUUUUUCGGAUGCGACAACUGUAUCAGUACCUGAGAACUCAAAUUUGAACUCUAGAAAGGUCAAUUUGAGUUCUACACUUUACCAUCGAAUGAUGGCUAAAAAACUGAUGUUGAACAAACAGGCAGCAUUUAAUCAAAGUGGAGAAUCAAAUCUGGAAAAUGAAUUGUGUGAUGAAAGAUUGGACACUCUACUGCCUGUAGACAAAGUGAUGCUAUGGAGCGAACAAGAAGCAACGGUUAAACAAGUUACGCAAAUAGCUACCUCGGCAUGUGGAGCAACAUCAGCCAUAAAUGCUCUUCUUGCUCUGGGUGUUCCUUUUUCGUUGGAAGUUCUUAUUCGCGGGGUAGGAACAAGAUUAAGGGAGCCAGGCACUCCUUUACCUAAAUAUUUGAUGAGCAGAUCAAUGGCAGGUGCAACUCACAAAGAUCUAGCUCGAGGAAUCUCAUUGGCUACAAAUGGAGCCGUAAUAACGAAAUUUUUUGCGUUCUAUCCGGAAAGGAAGGUUUCACUAUCCCACUGGCUGCACUACUGGCUCUCUAAAGGUGCAGCACCGAUUGCCACUUUAAAUCUACAACAUUGUGGCGAAGGAUGCGAUAUUCCUGAUGCCUGGCAUCAUCAAAUGAUCUUUGGUGUAGGACCAGCAGGAAUUUAUUUAACGAAUCCAUUGCAAUGUUUGCCAGAACAGAUUGUUUGGCAUCAACUAGUAAGUCCUAGUGUACUUCUCAUAAGACGAGCAGAUGUAUUGGCCCAUUGGAAUUCUUUGACAGACCUCAGGCCCCUCACAACACUGGACCAAAGUUGGCGUAGACUCAACGUCCUUGGCCAAGUGGUGAAUAUGAUAAGGGAAACAAUGGGCCAAAGACAACAAGGACAGAUUGUAUGUAACGGCACAAGCCAUAUUCGUAUCCCAGCAUCCUAUCGCGCGGGCAUCACCUUAGUGAUGUCUGCUGAUACUGCAGCAGCGGAUGAAUUACUUCAUGCCGAUGAGCUCCCAUUACUCUAGUCUAAGCAGAACUCGAAAAUCAAAAGAAAAGAAAAAAAUCGAAAAAACGUGGCCACUCCUCAAAAUGAUCAUUAUUAGAUCAGUCUAGAUAGGCUGGGGCGCACAACGUGCCGGAACACGGUUUGCUUCCUUCAUUUCCUUUGUAUAUAGAAUAUAUUAAUAACUUGUGAAACUGUACCCUCGUAGUGCGAGUGAUGACCCCCCAAUGACCUAUAAUCAGCAGACCAAUACUAUAGGUGUACAGGUUUUUCUAUGACACGGUAUCUGGCAUUUUAUCUGAUUAUCACUAGAUCAUUGUGCCUUGUAUCGUUAUAGAGAAACAGCGCUGCUGAAUCGAUUUUAUUGUCUGCGCUCAGCAGAUCCGAUUGCCUGAUAGCAAUUAUUAUUAUAUAAUUAUUAUAAAAUCUCUAAACGGUUAAUUAAUAACUCAAUCAAAUAUCCUUGCUAUCCGUCAGUCGGUUGUCCUGACCACAACCAUUGAUAAUAAUGACAAUUACGAGAACGUAUUUGCUUUCUACGUGCUUGCCUAUCAUCCGGACGUGUUUACCUAUAUUCAGAAUGAUUAAAAAUGAGGUAAAAUAAAAUAGAGUGUGGAUACUUGUCAGAUAUGUACAAUUGAUAAGACACGUAGGAUAUGUACGUUGCAUCUUGCUAGUAUUCAAUAAAUUUCUUUUACUACUAGGUAAAA